UAAUGGUCCAAUCAGUAGGCCAGGAUCGUGACAGGAUCAUCACGCAUCUUCUUCACACACUCUAGGUUGGAGAAGUUGUAGUUACAAUGAAAACGGCAAGACUUUUGGUGUUAUGUCUAAUAGGGUUCCUAGAAAUCGAUUGGAGCCAUUUGCAAGCCACAAGCUCUCGAGUAGAAAGGAAAGAGCUUCUUGACAAAUUGUUAGAAAGUUAUGAUCCAGAGCUUCGCCCAUCAGGAAUGAAUACAGAAGAUGCACCUGUUAUCGUGAAGGUGAACAUGAGGCUUAAGAGCAUCAAUAGCAUCUCAGACUACGAUAUGGACUAUGGUAUUCAGAUAAUGUUGCGAGAGGAGUGGUUUGAUGAGAGGCUUCAGUUCAAGGACAAAGAAUAUUUGAACUACCUUACAUUUACUGAUCCUGCCAAAAUAUGGACCCCGGACAUCUUUAUAUCUAACGAAAAGGACAGCCAUCUCCACAAGUUAAUGUCUCCGAAUCAUUUUGUACGGAUAUAUCCAUCUGGACACAUACUCUACAGUGCAAGACUUUCUCUUACCUUAUGGUGUCACAUGGAGUUGGAGAAUUUCCCUUUUGACACCCAAGUAUGCAGUUUGAAUAUGUCGGCCUACGGAUCUACUACGUCAGAUGUUAAGUUCUUGUGGCGUGAGUCAGACGCUGUUCAGGUAUCCAGCAAUAUCAACAUCAUGGGCUUCACACUAGGAAAAGUGUUAACAUCGUCAUUUCCCUGCAGUACUAACACAGGAGAGUACAGUUGUCUGAAGGCAGAGAUGCACUUCAAGCGCGACCUCAAGUACUACAUUCUGCACACGUUCCUCCCAAGCACUGUGCUGGUGGUCGUGUCCUGGGCCUCCUUCUGGAUGGACCGUCGUGCCGUGGUGGCUCGUAUCCUGCUGGUACUGUCCACGCUGUUCGCUAUGUCCUCCCUCGCCACUGACAUAGAGGCCUCCGUGCCUCACGUCCCCUACGUCAAGGCCAUGGACCUCUGGGCAGCGGUCUGCUUUACAUUUCUGCUCGCUGCGCUGGUAGAGUUUGCCAUAAUCAAUGCCACCAGCCCUGGCGAUGCUGAGGUUACCCUAGGAGAGGUCAGGAACGAUGAUGGAUCCACCACCGUCGACAUGAAACCACUAGUCCGAAAGUCCACUGACUCCACCCAGCCCCCCUGCAGUCCCACCGUGCAGGGGACGGAGCCCCCCUUCUACCAAGUGCUACUUCAGAGAUUACCAAGAGACCCCAGCCGUAUUGACUCCGUCGCUAGAGUCUUCUUCCCUUCUGCCUUUCUUGUGUUCUUUGUGUUAUACUUCCUCACGUACUACAUAUUUGACAGUCCGAGCACACUGGAUUAGAAAACUUUACCAAUUUCAAUAAGUUAACAUGUGUUUCGCUUAAGUUAUUAAAAUACUUGUUCUUAAA
Messenger RNA from Macrosteles quadrilineatus (aster leafhopper), 1425 nucleotides. RefSeq names its product glutamate-gated chloride channel-like. Gene Ontology annotation, cellular component: neuron projection; synapse; membrane. The record is from RefSeq and is a predicted model, not a curated record. The transcript is spliced from 10 exons. NCBI's taxonomy places the organism in Eukaryota, Metazoa, Arthropoda, Insecta, Hemiptera, Cicadellidae. Gene Ontology annotation, biological process: regulation of membrane potential; chloride transmembrane transport; nervous system process. The coding region runs from base 87 to 1358 and encodes 423 amino acids. Gene Ontology annotation, molecular function: chloride channel activity; transmembrane signaling receptor activity; extracellular ligand-gated monoatomic ion channel activity.